AUGUGGAUCGGCACGGCUCCCUGGCCGCCCUGCUGCUCCGGCUUCUCCGGGCAGGCCAGGCCCAGUCCUGGCGGGGUUGGGUGUGGUGCCGACGCUGUGACGCGCGACAACAGUCGGCAAACGCCGUGGUCCAGCUACAGGACCGCAGCCUCCGGAUUAUCCAGUGUGGAGGCCUCCCAUGCCGCAUCGCCGAGGAGCAUGGCAUCAUCCUGCACGUGCAGUGCCGCGAAUGCGCCAAGUCACAGCACGGACGCGGUCGAGCGCACUCUCGCGAACUUGUUGGUGGAGCCCGCCUGCGUCGAGCCCUCCUAG
Prorocentrum cordatum is the source of this 312-nucleotide messenger RNA. Lineage: Eukaryota; Dinophyceae; Prorocentrales; Prorocentraceae. The record is from the annotation of a GenBank genome assembly.